This is a messenger RNA of Dufourea novaeangliae, 2081 nucleotides long. RefSeq names its product 43 kDa receptor-associated protein of the synapse homolog. The record is from RefSeq and is a predicted model, not a curated record. Bases 111 to 1727 code for a protein of 538 amino acids. The transcript has 10 exons. Gene Ontology annotation, molecular function: acetylcholine receptor binding; protein-membrane adaptor activity. Gene Ontology annotation, biological process: chemical synaptic transmission. NCBI's taxonomy places the organism in Eukaryota, Metazoa, Arthropoda, Insecta, Hymenoptera, Halictidae. Gene Ontology annotation, cellular component: synapse.
UGCCGUUGACGACCAGGAAAAUUCAGAGAAUAACGGACAGCCAAUAUGCGAGCGAGAAUCUCGAGGAACGUAUUCCGAGGGAAAAGUAACGAAGAAAGCCGCGAGCAGUCAUGUCAUGGGAAUCCAUCUCCUCGAGAGACUACCUUGGCGGUCCGGCCAGCAGUCAUCAGUUGUCGGCGACCGCUCUACUGGGUAGUCCGGACGGAUCGCGGCAUCCACUCGACGUAUGCGAGUUUACCGAGGAGGAUUAUCAUCAUCAAAAUGCCAAUGGAAACGGGCACUAUCAAAACGGCCGAUCCGGCGCUGGUCUGUGGGAAUGUCUGAUAGGCUGCAGACGGCGAUUGGAUCAGCACUUGGCUCGAAGACGGGUGGAACAAGGCUUGAAGCUGUAUCGUGCGCACAAACAACAAGCUGCGGUACGAAAAUGGCGGGGCGCUCUCAAGAAUAUCAGACAACGAGAAGACAAAUUCGCUCUCCUCGGUUAUUUGUACCAAGCUUACAUGGAUUGGGGAAAGUACAGGGACAGCAUCGAUUUUGGUCAUAAGCAAUUAUGCAUCUCGGAGGAGCUGGAUUCACCGAAUAUGCGGGCCGAGGCGUAUUUAAAUUUGGCGAGGGCACACGAAAGAUUAGGUGCACUGGACAGAGCGUUGGAUUAUGCGAGGCACAGUUUGUACAACGAAUGCGACCAAUGCGCGACCGCUGGAUUAGUUCAUUUGACUGUGGGUAGGGUGCAUUUGGAACUGGCGGGGUUUUGUAAGGCUCUGGAAGCCUUUCAGAGAGCCCACAAAAUAGCUCAUUCCAUUCAAGAUCCCUCGUUGGAGUUGCAAGUAUACGUAGGCUUGUCGGAGCUUUUCUGUAGGUUGCACGAUGCUGAUAAAAGCGCGAGGUACGCGGCACGAGCGUACGAUCUUUCGAGAAGUUUGCAGCUGGGAGACUUAAACUCGCGACAUCACAGAGCGGCCCUACUUCAGAUGGCGGCGGCGCUUCGAAAGAAGGGAGAACUCGGUGACGCCCACGAUUAUUGCUCGGAAGCAACGCGGCUGUCGCUCGUAUCCGGCGAUCAAGCCAGUUACGCGAGAAGUAUACGUAUAAUGGGAGAUAUUUAUAGGAAAAAGGCCGAUAUAAACAAAGCGUUUCGACAGUACGAGAGCGCGAUGGGUUCCGCGGCUGCAACCGGCGACCGUCUAUGCCAAAUGGAAGCGAUGGACGGUGCGGCGAGGUGUCUCGAAGCUCUUCGACUUCAACACAAAAUAUGCAAUUGUCGUCCUCUCGAGUUCAAUACACGACUGCUCGAAGUCGCUGGAUCGGUCGGUGCUAAGUUCCUGGUGCGAACCGUGAGGUCGAGGCUCUCGCGAAUUUAUGGCUCUCUCGGAGAUGAGGAACAAAAGGCUCAUCACGAGAGAUUAGCUACGGCGAUGGAGGAAGAUUUGGAGUUGCGAUGUGGCGGCUGUAACGAGCCUUUCGGUCUCGAACCCGAUUCCUUGGAGGCGCUUCCCUGUUCUCAUAUACUGCACGCCAGGUGCGCCUACGAGAUUCUCAAAAGGCGUGAUAAAAAGAAGAAGCGUUUAUGCCCCGAUUGCCACAAGUCCGUCAGUUCACGAUUGUACCUGCAUUGCGAAGAUCCUCACGGCAUGAAUACUUUGAAUCACAGUUCCUUAAGUCUGGCAUCGUUAAGAGCGAGCAGUUUAGCUACGUUGGAGGAUUGUCAUGCCACGAGUAGCGUCUAAAAUUUCAUCGACUCUCUGUGUACUCUACGUGUCACGUGUCCCUCGACGCUGACAAUUCGUUCGUUCGUUCGUUUGUUCGUACAAAAACUGAAAUCGAACGACAAAAGUCGCGCAUGCCCUAGAGUCGACGCGGGACGAGAUAAAUACGAGAACGUGACAAUUCCGAUUACCUUACCGGCUCGACUGAACCAGAUCAAAUUCCCGUGAUUCGCCAAUUAAAAACCAUUAGAUUAUUAAAACUUAAACACGAUUUACCGAUAACAUUAUCGACGAACUAGAAGGCAACAGUUGAAUGAAAACUAGCACCAUUCGAAAAAAGACUUAAUGGCAAUAAAAAAAUGCACGUUCACAAUA